Messenger RNA from Xylona heveae TC161, 990 nucleotides. RefSeq lists its product as hypothetical. Bases 120 to 872 code for a protein of 250 amino acids. The record is from RefSeq and is a predicted model, not a curated record. Lineage: Eukaryota; Fungi; Ascomycota; Xylonomycetes; Xylonales; Xylonaceae. The transcript has a single exon.
AACAACGCCCACUGCUGCCCUCUUUGCUCUAUCUCAGCUCUUUCAGAGCAUAAAUAGGUGCAAUAACACCGAAGUACAUUCUUAAUAUUAUUCAUCCUUUCAUACGUAUCACCUUGACCAUGCAGCUUUCAUCGAGCUUGCUGGCCAUGCUGGCCAGUUGCGUGGCGGCGAACAUUCUUCCAUCUCCAGAACACAUCUUCUCUAAUCCUGGGGGCAACAGCCUCUCCGAUUUCAGGAUCCCUACUGUACAUGAGUCGGCAAUCAUGGCUCGCCGGAUCUUUCGCCUUGGCUCUAUUGGAACGCUUUCCACUGUGUAUCCAUCAGCAGACGAAUCAUCUAUCCAGAGCAACCCAAGCGAUGUUGCCGGGGCGCCUAUCGGGCUUAUGGAAUAUUUCGCCGACUGUGAGCCCGAUACGGCGGACCCGACUCUCCUUGCAAUUGAUAUUGCGACGAGUUUCAGGAACGUUGCGGCUGGAAGCAACAUCACGUUAUCGUUGCGUUGGCAUCCGCCAAGCUCAAGCCAUCGAUACUCCCCAACGGCUCUUCCUCGCUUUGCCUUGAUUGGCACUCUUGAGGACAUUCCUGAGUCCAAAGCCAAGGACCUUGGCUUGAGAGAAUGUUUCGCCCGCUAUCACCCCGAUUCGAUCGCCUGGAUGCCUGGUAAUCGUAUCCACAAGAGCCAUUGGGUUCGUUUAGUUGUAAAGGACAUCUAUUGGGUUGGAGGAUUCGGCGAUCGGGCGUACAUUGGUUGGAUCACUGCGGAUGACUGGAAGAGUGUAACGGCAAAGGAGAUCAAUGACUGUCGCCUGCCCGGCGAGAAGUCACGACACUGGUCUUGGCCAGACUGGCUGGUUGGUGGAUUUGAGCUAUGAGACAACAUGGGGUUAUUAUUUCCAAGACGUCGGGCGUUGGGAGAGAUAUUUUGAGCGUGAAUCUGUUGAAGUUUUUCUUCGCCUUAUGGUUUAUGGCUGUUGCCAUCAUGCUAUAUGA